AUGUCAGGUACUCGAACCAGCUCUCAACAGAUUCUUAAAGAAUUUGCCAGUGUUGUAACCGAAUUCCAGCGUUCGCUGAUUGCUGGGACCGACAAUCAGGACCCUUUGCAGUUGGUACAAGAAUUCAGGUCUAUAGCGGGCGAGGCUGCACUGGUAUGCGCAGAAGAAACAGAAGACCAGCGGGACAGGACGCAAUUUGUCAACUUUGAACUGGAGGCCAAAUUGUGGUACCUGGUGGAGCUGCUGGUGUCUUUUCGGACGUCAGAUGCUCCGAUGGACGAUAUAGAGCUGCAUGACUACAACUCGAACGCGGUGUUUAAGAAGGCGCAGCUUCAAGAAGAUCCGGAACUUUACGUGGUUUGGCUGAUCAUUGCAUGGAUACAGGAGAACCUGACGGUGUCGCCACGACCUGCGGAAUUGCCCACGACGAAGUGGUCAAACACGUUGCUGGCAGGUGGCCUCAAAAGUAGCGAUCUGGAUUGUCCGCUCAGAGAAGAGGGCGUGCAAAUACAUCCAAAGGACAACCAGGAUGACCACUGUUUCUACAAGUACAUGUAUGAGCUAAUCCUAGCAGGGAAGUAUGAGGAAGUGAGGCGGGAAUGUGAAUACAGCGACAAUCUGACCCUGGGCAUGAUUAUGUGCGGUCUGGAGGAUUAUGUGGAUCCCCGCAUUGAUCUAGAGCUGGCAGGGGACUACGAGGGACACCAGGGGAUUAAGAAGCGGGCUUUAUGGAGGAGAGCCGUGUAUGCGCUGUCCAGGAAUCCUAAUCUGGACAAAUAUGAGGCGGCGAUAUACGCAUUCCUGUCGGGCACAAUUCCUCAGGAUAUAGAUGAACAGCAGCUAGACUGGGAGCGGAUGCUGCUGGUAUACUUAAACCAGAUUUGGAAUAUAAAGAUCGAGAACUACUUACUGGAGAAGGAGAGAAUCAACAAGGAAGAGCUUAUCGAGCAGAUGCCGUCGCAGCCUCUUUCUCUUUCAGCUGUUCUUAAUAUCGUGGCUUCUAAACAUGUGGAGGAGAGCGAGCAUCCAAUUAGGGUUCUGAUGGGCGCUGUUAUACUAAAUACGAUUUCUCCAGCCGUCAAGUCCUUUAUUGAUAUGUUACUGGAUGCUGUUAAGGGCGUGGACCAGGAAAACGACUUGCUAUCAGAGCCAUAUAUAUUGAGAAUCUUGACACAUUUGGUCAUCUUCUUAGAUAAAGCAUGUCCCGGGGUGAUUGAAGAAGGAGACAAGUCGAAGCUAGUGACUACAUAUGUUUCACUACUAAACCUCUACGAGCAGUAUGAUUUGGUGCCUGUGUAUAUCAGCUGCCUGGACGAACAGGAUAUAAUGGAGGCUUACUCCUUCUUCCUCUCGAAUCUGGUCGGCGAUUCGUCUAGGGAACGGCAGUUGGAGUUGUGCUACUUCUUCCAGCUUCCCACCGCUAAUAUUUUAAAGAGAACCGCCCAGCGUAUCUUUAAUGACACAGAGCCACACUAUAAUCUAGCGGAUACGGUAACAAUGAAUUCAGAGGUAACGGAUAUAGACCUACAUCUGAUAUCGGCUGUAGAUUGGCUAAUGAAAGGUAGGCUACACGUUGAUGCUGUGGAGUCUAUUAUCGCACUCUGCCGCAGGUUCCUUGCUAAUGGUAAGGUCAAUUCACUAAGCACCUUUUUUGAACAACACAACAUGGAUGACUUGAUCAAAAACUAUGAGUUAGAUCAACUUUCUGCCAAGGAAGAGUACCCCGAGGAUCGGUUUGUACAGGAAAUUGGGCAGUACACGAAGCUUAUUACUGGUUUCAGGCAGUAUAAGAACUGGGAAAACUCUAGCCACACUGUGUCUUCGUCCAAGAACACGUCCGCUCUUCUACAGCAAUUCCAAGCCUUCGCCAGCACCUUACGCGGGCUUGUCACCGAGUUUUUAGUCGAGCUCACUGAACACACUGAUAUGCCAUCAGAAGACAGGGACAUGUUGUACAAUAUCAGAUCGCUCUACACACCCUACCUGCUCAUUGAACUCCAUAAUUCCUAUACUUCCACCGCGGAAAAGCUUGGCGUUCCAUCGUUCCUGCAGGAAGCGGUGAACCUGUCUACGAUGGUGGCCAACGAGACAGAUAAAAUAUAUCUUCUGUUCCAGAACAGUGGCAAGCUAAAGGAGUACCUGCACCUAGUUGCUAAGGCUGUGGCCCUGAUAGGACAUUAA
Eremothecium gossypii ATCC 10895 is the source of this 2181-nucleotide messenger RNA. RefSeq names its product Nup84p (gene NUP84). Gene Ontology annotation, biological process: regulation of DNA-templated transcription; mRNA export from nucleus; post-transcriptional tethering of RNA polymerase II gene DNA at nuclear periphery. Gene Ontology annotation, cellular component: nuclear pore outer ring; nuclear pore. The transcript has a single exon. The coding region runs from base 1 to 2181 and encodes 726 amino acids. Gene Ontology annotation, molecular function: structural constituent of nuclear pore. Lineage: Eukaryota; Fungi; Ascomycota; Saccharomycetes; Saccharomycetales; Saccharomycetaceae. The record is from RefSeq and is marked provisional.